AUGUCAGGUGUCCAGGGAUUCAAAGUCCCAACAAAGAGACACAUGCUCGGUUUGGAGCCGUCUGUUUGGCUGCACUCGAUAUACGCCAGCAAUUGUUUGACGUGCAUCACCGUGGGAUCGGCGGCGGGCGAGACUCGACUGUUGCUGCUGCAGGCCGCACCGCUCAUCAGCCUUAUGGCGCAGGCGCAGGCGCAGGUGCAGGCUGCGAGCCCAAGCCGACCACUGCUCUGGCCCAUGACACACACAUUCGCACGCCCGGCUCUGUCCUCCUCUGCCUGCCCACGACACCUUGUCCAUCAACCAACAACGGGCUUUCUGCGCAAUCAAGCAAGGCGUGUCCGGACUGAUGACAGUGACAUGCUUAAUGUCCGCCAUAUCCAUCCCGCUUGCGCCCACACACACACGCACGACGUCAUGCUUGCAAUGACUCCCACGCGCCCCCUCCCCCCCCAUUCUCCCCGCCGCUUGUCCUGCCCUGUCCUCGACACUUUCUGCUUCGUCGCCCCCCACUACUGUAGAGCACUCUAUUGA
Bipolaris maydis ATCC 48331 is the source of this 531-nucleotide messenger RNA. The record is from RefSeq and is a predicted model, not a curated record. NCBI's taxonomy places the organism in Eukaryota, Fungi, Ascomycota, Dothideomycetes, Pleosporales, Pleosporaceae.